UGUGGAAAAGCAGCUCUAAUUAUCGCGGCACAUUGCUUUGUUUACUUUAUAAUCGAGUUAGGGCAAAUUCCGGUGAAAUAAACUAGGGAGAGCGCGAGCGAGCGAGAGGGAGGGAGAGAGCGGCGAGAGCGAGAGAGAGAUCAUAUAUGGCGGAUUUCGAGGGGCGAUAUGAAGGAAAUGGCGCUGGCUACCAGGACUACGGUGUCUCCUCCCCGCCACUGCGAAGCAGUGGCUUUGACGACCGCGUAAACCAUCAGCAUGAUUCACAAGAUCAUGAAAGAGGUUCUUCUAAGAGUAGAGACAGGGAAAGGGAGAAGGAGAGGGAGCGACAUAGGGACAGGGAUCGAGAUCGGGGCAGGGAUCGGGAUAGGGAUAGGGAACAAGAGCGUGAUCGUCACCUCAGGGAUAGAGAUAGGGAUAGAAGUGAAAGGAGGGAGCAUGGCCAUGAAAGAUCGGAUGAUCGUGAUCGCCAUCGUGUUCGAGACAGGGACUAUGACAGGCAUAGGGACUAUGAUAGAGACAGAGAGGGUCGCCGUCGACAAAGAUCUCGGUCUCGGUCAAAGGGUCGAGUUGAUCAUAGAUCAGGAUCUCGUUCUCGCUCAAGAUCAAAAAGUAAGCGUCUUAGCGGCUUUGACAUGGCGCCUUCUGGUCCUGUCAUGUUACCUGGUGCAGCUAUGCCAGGCCAGAUACCUGGGGCACCAGCAGCUGUUCCUGGGAUGUUCCAGAACAUGUUUCCAUUAACACCCGGGCAGUUUCCUCUUCCAGUAAUGCCAGUUCAAGCUAUGACACAGCAGGCAACUCGACAUGCUCGGCGAGUGUAUGUUGGAGGCCUUUCCCCGGCUGCCAAUGAGCAGUCGGUUGCAACAUUUUUUAGCCAAGUUAUGGCAGCCAUUGGGGGGAACACUGCUGGUCCAGGUGAUGCUGUUGUUAACGUAUAUAUAAACCAUGAGAAGAAGUUUGCUUUUGUGGAAAUGAGGUCUGUAGAAGAAGCAAGCAAUGCAAUGGCCUUAGAUGGCAUUAUUUUUGAGGGGGCACCGGUGAAGGUUAGAAGGCCAAGUGACUACAACCCUUCUCUUGCUGCAGCUCUUGGUCCAAGCCAGCCCAACCCCAACCUUAAUCUUGCUGCUGUUGGUCUUAUGCCUGGUUCUGCUGGAGGCCUUGAAGGGCCUGAUCGUAUUUUUGUUGGCGGCCUUCCUUACUAUUUUACUGAAGCGCAGGUGCGGGAGUUGCUGGAGUCGUUUGGUCCUCUACGUGGUUUUGAUCUUGUCAAGGACAGGGAAACUGGAAACUCAAAAGGCUACGCUUUCUGUGUUUACCAAGAUCUCUCUGUUACUGACAUUGCAUGUGCAGCACUUAAUGGCAUCAAGAUGGGAGAUAAAACCCUUACAGUUAGGCGUGCAAACCAAGGUGCAGUACAGCCUAGACCAGAGCAGGAAAGUGUAUUGCUGCAGGCACAACAGCAGGUAGCUUUGCAGAAGUUGGUCUUCCAAGCGGGAUCCGUUCCAACUAAGGUGAUAUGUUUAACACAGGUAGUUACUGAGGAUGAGUUGAAGGAUGAUGAAGAAUAUGAAGAUAUAGUGGAAGACAUGAGGGGAGAAGGCGGAAAAUAUGGUGCUUUGGUGAAUGUUGUCAUCCCUCGUCCGAGUCCUAAUGGUGAGACAAAUCCUGGAGUUGGAAAGGUGUUUUUGGAAUAUGUGGAUCCAGAUGGAGCCAUGAAAGCAAGACAGGGACUUCAUGGAAGGAAAUUUGGUGGAAAUCAAGUAGUUGCCAUCUUUUAUCCAGAAAACAAAUUUGCGCUAAGAGAAUAUGAUGGCUAGUGACAUUGGCAAGUUUUUUUUGCACUAAGUGAUGGUUUUUCCUUAAUACUCUUUGAAAGUUAUGAUGAUUAGAGCUUCUAAGCUUGAUAAAUAUGUAAAAUUUGAGUUGUUCAGCAAAGCCAAUGGGAAUUUUAUCUAAUUGGAGUGAGAAUUUACUGUAAGAUUUCAACUUGCUUGUUUUGAAUAGAAUUUGCAUAAUUGUAUCAGUACCUUUUUGUAUAA
Messenger RNA from Dendrobium catenatum, 2039 nucleotides. Its product is annotated as splicing factor U2af large subunit B-like. NCBI's taxonomy places the organism in Eukaryota, Viridiplantae, Streptophyta, Magnoliopsida, Asparagales, Orchidaceae. The record is from RefSeq and is a predicted model, not a curated record. The transcript is spliced from 13 exons. Gene Ontology annotation, molecular function: pre-mRNA 3'-splice site binding; poly-pyrimidine tract binding. Gene Ontology annotation, cellular component: commitment complex; nucleus; U2-type prespliceosome. The coding region runs from base 147 to 1817 and encodes 556 amino acids. Gene Ontology annotation, biological process: mRNA processing.